UCCAAGGGACACCAGACUGAAGACCAUGGUCUCUAAGCUGAGUCAUCUUCAGGUGGAGCUGCUGGGAGCACUGCUGGAGUCAGGGCUAACCAAGGAGACCCUGAUCAAAGCGCUCGGGGAAGUGGACCCCUAUGCCCUCCAGAGUGAAAGCCAGCGUGCCAUCAGUGCCAUCCAGGCGGAAAAAGGGGAACUCUGUGCUGAAAUUCCCAAUCUGUCCAAUGGGAUGGAGGAAUCCAGGAUGUCCGAGGAGGAAACCUCGGACGAUGGGGAGGAAUUUACCCCUCCAAUAAUGAAGGAGCUGGAAAACCUAAGUCCAGAGGAGGCUGCUCACCAGAAGGCUGUGGUGGAGAGACUAUUACAAGAGGAUCCCUGGAGAGUAGCAAAGAUGGUGAAAUCCUACCUCCAGCAGCACAACAUCCCUCAAAGGGAGGUGGUGGACACUACGGGUUUAAAUCAGUCUCACCUCUCACAGCACCUCAACAAAGGCACACCCAUGAAGACCCAGAAGAGAGCUGCCCUCUACACCUGGUACGUCCGCAAGCAGCGAGAGGUGGCACAGCAGUUCACCCAUGCUGGUCAGGGACUCGUGGCAGAGGAGCCCAUGGGAGAUGACCUGCCCACCAAGAAAGGGAGAAGAAACCGCUUUAAGUGGGGUCCUGCCUCACAACAGAUCCUAUUCCAAGCUUAUGAGAGACAGAAGAACCCAAGCAAGGAGGAGAGAGAAGCAUUGGUGGAGGAGUGCAACAGGGCAGAGUGCAUUCAGCGUGGCGUCUCCCCAUCCCAGGCCCAAGGUCUGGGCUCAAACCUGGUCACCGAGGUGAGAGUUUAUAACUGGUUCGCCAACCGUAGGAAGGAGGAGGCCUUUCGGCACAAGCUAGCCAUGGAUACCUACAGUGGGCCGCAGCCCAGCUCUGCUCCCUCACUUACCUCUCACAACUCUUCCUCCCUUCAGCCAACGCCUGCUAUCUCGCCAAGCAAAGUCCACGAUCAGCCUCAUCUGUGGGAACCAAGUCUCUCCUUUUCUGACAUAGGAAUGAGGUACAAUCAGCAGCCAGCCAAUGAGGCAGAGUCUUCCAGCAGCAAUCAUCAUGGGAACAGCUCCAUGGUGACCACCCAAACCAUUCUUCAUCAGGUCUCUCCCCCUGGACUGGAGCCAAGCCAGAACCUGUUGAGCACAGACACUAAGCUGAUCUCUGCUCAUGGGGGACCUCUCCCUCCUGUCAGCACCCUGACCGCUUUGCACAGCCUAGAGCAAAAUCCACACACGUUGAGCCAGCAAACCCAGAAUCUAAUCAUGGCAUCACUGCCUGGUGUUAUGGCAAUUGGAGCUGGUGAGACCUCAUCCCUGACACCAGCAUUCACCAACACAGGGGCCUCCACCCUGGUAAUAGGCCUAGCCUCCACCCAAGCCCAGAGUGUUCCUGUGAUAAACAGCAUGGGAAGCAGCCUUACUACCCUUCAGCCUGUCCAGUUCUCCCAGCAGCUCCACCCAUCUUACCAGCAGCCCAUCAUGCAGCAGGUCCAGAGCCACAUCAAUCAGAGCCCCUUCAUGGCCACCAUGGCCCAGAUACAGAGCCCGCAUGCUCUCUACAGCCACAAGUCUGAAGUGGCCCAAUAUGCACAUACUGGCCUUUUACCCCAGACCAUGGUGAUAACAGAUACAGCAAAUCUCAGUGCCCUGACUAACCUGACACCAACCAAACAGGUGUUUACAUCUGAAUCAGAGACCCAUACGGAGUCCGGGAUCCACACGUCAGUGUCACAGACGCCAACAAUACAUUUACAGAACCAAGACACAACCAUUCAGCACCUUCAGCCAGGCCAUCGCCUCACCCCAAGCCCAGCUGUCUCUUCUAGCAGCCUGGUGCUCUACCACAGCUCUGACUCCACCAACAGCCACAGCCACUUGCUGCCAUCUACUCACAGCGUUAUUGAGACCUUCAUCCCCACACAGAUGGCAUCCUCCACUCAGUAACCAUGGUGACUAGUUCACAGGCGACUGCCAUGACUGAGCCGUCAGGAGCACCUCCAUCUGUGUUUGUGAUUCACUGUCACUGCUGCCUUCCACAGGAAAGAGAGUGCCUGGCCUGGAGGCCUUCACCCCCUCUCCACUGCCUUGUGUAAAGUCCUCACCCUCAUCCAAACAAACACGGGAAGAGGUUUUUCUUGAGCACGAAGCUAUGAGCACACAUCCAGAUGACAGAGGAGGACAGGGCUGACACCACUAGCUUCCACUGCCAAAGGGAACAAUGGCCAGCAUAGAGACCAGAAAUUGAGGACUUCCACCAGGAUAAGGGUCUGAAUGGUCUAUGGCAAAAUUGCAAAGGGAUAGCUGGAAUUUUCAUUCUUCUUAACCUUAGCUGGGCUGCAUAUAUGUAAACCUGCCAAUUCCACAGCAGGUCCUGCAGGAAAGAGCAGAACUGAGCUGCUAAUGGCAGGUGAGCACCACUUAAACACCCACCACUGCUGCAAACAGGCAGAUGGAAACUGAAUGAGAGAGAAACUUUUCUUGGGGCAGACAGUACAAGAACCCGAAUACUGGCCCUGCAGCUAAAAGACACUGAGAAACAGAGCCAGGGGAUGACAUGAGAACUAUCUUCUCAUUACAGAACCACUAACUAAAAACUUGCCAUUUCUUUAACUUAAAAGGGACACUGUCAAUUUAUUUAGGUUCAGAAAUAUGACUUCCACUAGGCCAGGGCUGUUUGAGGGUAAGAGGCCUGAGUAUUUUCAAUAGUUCUGCUUUGUUUUAAAUUCAGAAAUUAAAGGUUAGGAGAAAGGAAUGUUUAGUUCUCCACAUCAGCAGGCUUGAUUCUUGGUCUCUCACACAGCCCACAGGGUGAUCAGUGGAGCCAGUGCUGUCAGCAUUUGGGAUGGGGAGAGAGAAAGAAGUGGCUCAACAUAAUACAUCUGAAAAUAACGUUUCAGAAACAAGGCUCUUUAAGCCCUGCCCCUCAUCUAACACCAUUGCCCCUUCUAAGAGAGGGAGAGGUGUGUGUGUGUGUGUUGGUCUCUCUCACAUGUAUCAGAUCUUCUCUGUAAAGAUCUCCACAUAGGUGGAUUGUUUUAGUAUAAAUAUAGCGUAACCACAUUCUUAAUUCUUAGCCCUUCACUGUAUGCCUGAUGCUACAGCCCUCACUCCUGUGAAUAACCCCUCAGAUUUCCAUGGAUCUAUUUGUAUAAGUGAACGCUUUGAGUCCUGAGGCCCUAGUUAUAAAUGCUUCUAGUAAUUCCUCUUCUUCCUUGUUGCUUAUAUGUUCAUAUCACUGAUGAUCUGCAAACAAACAUAGGAGAAGCCAUAAUAAAAGUCUUUCUGGGGUUCUAAUGGAGCUGAAGCUAUCAAUUUACACUGCAGAGGGGACAAAUCCCAAUGAGGGGAAAAUAUGAUCAAGCCUCUAAAAGGAUAAGAAACAAUGGAGAAUAAAAGAAACUACACAAAUAAGUUGACAGUGUCCCUACAGCCACCAUAUUUGAUGAUUACAAACUUAUAGAUAUAAAUUGGUGCCAGUAUUCAGAAGACUUGUUCCCUGGACUCUGAUAUUACGAGCUAUUAGAGCCUAAUUUCAGUAACUGAAACUCUCAGUGGAAUUUGUCUCUAGGACUGAUGCCCCUCUCUACUCUGUGUUAUCCUGCAAAUAUAUUUAACUUUCAGUAAACUGAAAGAAAACCAUUUGAGACUGUUGUAUAUUUAUCCUCUUUACAGUAUAAGUGAAGUCAAAUUUAUGAGGAAUCCAGAAAAAAAGUUUAAAAAGUCACAUGAUUUUCAGAAGUUAAAAUUACUUAUAACUGUAAUGAUGGCCAUAAGGCAUGUGAUUUCUGUUGGUGUAUUUGGUUAAUUUUCAGGCCGAUUUUCAAAACACUAUUGCAGUUUAGAUGCCUGCAGGGCAUUUCCUUAUGUGAAAA
Mauremys reevesii (Reeves's turtle) is the source of this 3903-nucleotide messenger RNA. RefSeq names its product HNF1 homeobox A (gene HNF1A). Bases 26 to 1975 code for a protein of 649 amino acids. Gene Ontology annotation, cellular component: nucleus. The record is from RefSeq and is a predicted model, not a curated record. The transcript has 10 exons. Gene Ontology annotation, biological process: insulin secretion; liver development; positive regulation of DNA-templated transcription. Lineage: Eukaryota; Metazoa; Chordata; Testudines; Geoemydidae. Gene Ontology annotation, molecular function: DNA-binding transcription factor activity, RNA polymerase II-specific; RNA polymerase II cis-regulatory region sequence-specific DNA binding.